AUGGGAGGCAAGAAGGCAUGGCAGCCACAGGAUUGGUCGGACUGGUCGUCUUCCUCUUAUGCGCCUCGCCAGGGAGCUCCGUGGAAAUUGUGGCCCGGAGCCCAACCGACAGCCUCUCCACGCAGCAAGAAGCACUACGAUCAGAUGCCACUUCCUUCAGAUGCCAGUGCCCGCAAGGGCAAGGGGAAGUCUGGUCAACCAGUGCUCCAAGAAGAAGGCGAGGAUAUGAUGACGGACAUUCAGCGGGCCGUCACGCGUGCGAGAAAAGCGGACAUCAGAGUGCGGAAGCUCAAGGAGGACCGGGACCGCAAGAAGCAGCAGUGGAAAUUGUGGGAGAAAAGCCACAAGGAGGAGUAUGUCAAGCAGAAGCAGCGAUACGAGGCUGCCCUGGCCCGUAUCGAGACGGAAGUACAGGAGGCCACUUCACAAGGCCAGACUGCGGCUCGGGAGGUACAGGAUAUCGCCAACGGCAAAAAACCUACCAGAGAGCUUGUGGACCAGGAAGCGGAGAAUGCAUGGGAUGCCUUUAUCGGCACCACCGAGGAAACAGCAGCGCCAGAGGCCUUUCUUCAAGAUGCCCUGUCGGCUGCAGCCACGGCAGGACACAAUCCCCAUGGUGGUAUCCCAGGUGGCCGGAUCAUGUCCCCGGAGGUUGCUGCACAACUGCUACAGGCUACUUUGGCAAAUCUACCCCCAGGGUUUUGUUUGACCAGUGUGCCUGGCGCGGCAAUGGGACAGGCGAAUGCUCAGGAGGCAGGCACUGGGAAGCCUCCUCUUGCAGAACCGACUGCAGCUCCGCCAGGUCUUUCAACACAGCAGGUGCCCUUUCCACCGUCGCCGUCGACCAGCCACCCGGAGAUGGGAGUUGGGUAUGCUGCGGCCAGCCCGGGCACAAGGGGCAAGACAACCCCACGACAACCGGUGAAGGGGGCUACACUCCACCCGGUCCACACUGGCCCGGGACCAGGGGACAAGCUGGCGAGCAAGCUGGAAGCCAAGAGACAGGCAAUGCAACCCUUCGGCAUCCCUUCCUCAGCGCCUGCAGGCCUAGCUGGUCGGACACCGGCUCCGACCCAAUCUGUUGGGUCCGACGAGGACAUGCCGAGCGAGGAAAAGCACGAUCACCAGACGGGUGUUACACCGGUUGGACUGGAUGGUAUGGGCUAG
Symbiodinium sp. CCMP2592 is the source of this 1167-nucleotide messenger RNA. The record is from the annotation of a GenBank genome assembly. Lineage: Eukaryota; Dinophyceae; Suessiales; Symbiodiniaceae.